Molecule: messenger RNA, 405 nt
Organism: Olea europaea var. sylvestris
Lineage: Eukaryota; Viridiplantae; Streptophyta; Magnoliopsida; Lamiales; Oleaceae
Product: casparian strip membrane protein 1-like
Exons: 3
Coding region: 1-405 (134 amino acids)
Source: RefSeq, a predicted model, not a curated record
AUGGGGAGAAAUGAGUUGACUUCUAUUGAUGUUGCAGAGACUAGAAAAGAAAGGAAAGGAAAAGCACCACUUUUGGGAGCUCACACGGAGCACGCAAGUGGAGGAUAUAAGAGAGGCAUUGCCACUUACGGACCCACAUGGGGUCAUAUGGGCAACGCAUGGGAACCACUGAACAAACUCUUCCCUUCUUUACUCAGUUCUUUCGGUUCCAAGAAAGAUAUGAUGAUCUCCCAACUUUCUCGUAACUUUCCUUCUUCCUCCUUUAAUUACAUUGAUUAUGUCUUCAUAAAUAUGCCCUUCGUGAUUGUUACUUUGACAACUUCAGCAGUGGGUUCAUUUGUGUCCAUAGUAUAUUUGGUUCACAAUGGGAAUUUAGAUGUGAACUGGCUUGCAAUAUGUCAGUAG